Panicum hallii is the source of this 1040-nucleotide messenger RNA. RefSeq names its product protein usf. The record is from RefSeq and is a predicted model, not a curated record. The coding region runs from base 31 to 864 and encodes 277 amino acids. Gene Ontology annotation, molecular function: hydrolase activity. The transcript has 5 exons. Lineage: Eukaryota; Viridiplantae; Streptophyta; Magnoliopsida; Poales; Poaceae.
GGUGCGCCUGCGGGGAGGAAUAAGGAAAGGAUGGCCGCAGCGCUCCUACUCCGACGCGCCUGCUCCGCCUUCCUCUCCAGCACCACCACCGGCCCUCUCCCCCGCCUCCGGCAGCCCCGCGCCGCCAUGGCCACCGACUCCUCCGCCGCCCCGUUCCAGAAGAUCCAGAUCCAGCGCGAGGACACGACUUUUGAUGCCUAUGUUGUUGGCAAAGAAAAUGCUCCUGGAAUUGUGGUUUUGCAAGAGUGGUGGGGAGUAGAUUAUGAGAUAAAGAAUCAUGCGAUCCACAUUUCCCAACUUGGUGGAGGAUACAGAGCACUUAUUCCAGAUUUGUACCGUGGAAAAGUUGCUCUGGAUGUUGCUGAGGCACAGCAUCUGAUGGAUGGUCUGGAUUGGCAAGGCGCAGUUAAGGAUAUUCAGGCUUCAGUUAAAUGGCUCAAGUCAAAUGGAUCACCCAAGGUUGGUGUUACCGGCUAUUGCAUGGGUGGUGCUUUAUCAAUUGCAAGUGGAGUUUUAGUUCCAGAGGUUGAUGCUGUUGUUGCUUUCUAUGGGACACCAUCUUCUGAACUUGCCGACCCUUCUAAGGCUAAGGCUCCUAUCCAGGCCCAUUUUGGGGAGCAUGACAGUUUUGUUGGGUUUUCGGAUGUCACUGCGGCCAAGUCCCUGGAGGAGAAGCUCAAGUCUUCUGGGGUACCAUAUGAAGUCCACAUAUACCCUGGAUGUUCGCACGCCUUCAUGAACACUUCGCCCGAGGCCCUCAAGAGGAAGAAGGGAAUGGGUCUGACUGAUGAGAACCAGGAAGCCGUCGACCUGGCCUGGUCUCGCUUCUCUGCUUGGAUGGGCCGUUUCCUUGGAUCCGCUUGAGUCAUUCCCCACUUCAUGUGCUGUGUGAUUAUGUGUGGAGUCAAAAGGUCCCAUGAAUAAAAUGUUCAGAUCCAGGUUGCUGUAUCCAAACCAUACAAAUGGACUGGGUUGUAUUGCGCUUUGGAUUUGGUUGUCGUUCUGCAGUUUAUGAAUGAACUGUGGUGUCUUGUGAUUUC